CCACAAGCGCCAGCGGCUGCUAAACACGCCGAGCUCGUCCGCACCGUUGACGGCUUCUCUCUGCUCGCCUAUCGGCCGCCCUGCUCAGGUUCCGGCUCUGGAUCACUCACUCAGCCGACCGUCUUCGCUUCGCUGGUCGCGACUCGGAUCCCGCUCCGUUAUGUCGGCACGCUCGCCCUCGUCGCGCCGCCCGAUUCUGGACAUGCUCGAGGAUCGCCGCGAGGCCGAUGAGUUUCGUGCCUCGCUAGUGCGACUGCCGUCGUCGCCGCUUGCCUCGGCUGACGCGCCCGACAACGCUGGCCUCGACGACGUCAUUGUCAUCUCGUCUGACGACGACAACGAGAGCACCGCGCCUGUCACCCACGCUCCGCUGCGUGAGGACUCGGCCUACGCCAAGGCCAAGGCGCUAUCGCUGGAGCGGACUCGGCUCCGGCGCGAGGAGCGUACGCGGCUGAUGGGUUCCGUCGACGAGCUUGAAGGCGGGCCGAGUAAGUUUGUGGCCCUCAUGACCGACCCCAGCCAACCGCGUGACCCGCGGACCCCGAGUCGGAUGGAUGCCGCGCUGGAGACGGCGCGGAGGCGGCGGCGGUCGUCGCUAGCUGCAGCAUCGGGCGCAUCGUCGCCGGAUGCAUCGGCUACCGACUCGUGGCGCUCUGCGCUCCGCAUGGCCGAAAUCGAGGAGAAGUCCGCUCGCGCUCGCGCCAUCGCCGAGGAGCGGGCCCGGCUCGAAAAGUACACCAGCCGCGAGAUUGAGGCCGCACUGCGCGGCGACGACGACUCCGGCCCGCAUGCCGACGCCCUCCUCUCUGCGUGGUCGGCCAAGCUCGACGAUCGCGAGCGCAACAUGUUGCGGCAGGCCUUCCGUGCGCCGCCAGCUCAGCAGCUUGCGUGCGUCGGCUCGAUCCCAAUCACCGGCCACGACUUUGCCUCGCUCGGCCCCGGUGAGUGGCUCAACGACGAGGUCGUCAACGGCAUGGUCGUCAUGCUGCAGGCCAGGGCCGACGCUGAGGCUGCCGCGGGCGUGGGCCCGCGGUGCUUCUUCUUCAACUCAUUCUUCUACGCCUCCAUUUACGAGCUCCGCUGCCGGUACAACUACCGCAAGGUCCGCCGCUGGACCAAAAAGGUCGACCUCCGCGACAUCGACAAGGUCAUUUUCCCGGUCCACCUCGGGACACACUGGACGCUUGCUGUUGUCAAUCUCCGCGACAAGCGCUUCGAGUACUACGACGCACUGCUGAGCACGAACCAUGCGGCGCUUGACACGAUGCGCCGCUGGAUCGUCGACGACUUUGCCGACAAGCACUCGAUCGAGCUCGACGUCUCACAGUGGACCGACUAUGUGCCCAAGGACAUCCCUGUCCAGCGCAAUGGCUACGACUGCGGCGUUUUUGCGCUCUCGUACGCCAACUUUGUUGCUCGCGACUGCGACCUGGUCUUCGACCAGAAGCACAUGCCGCAGUUCCGCAAGCGCAUCGCCCUCGCUCUCCUCGAGGGCGAGCUGCCGAUGUAAUAAAUGGCCACAACCCGCC
Molecule: messenger RNA, 1529 nt
Organism: Thecamonas trahens ATCC 50062
Lineage: Eukaryota; Apusomonadida; Apusomonadidae
Exons: 1
Coding region: 161-1510 (449 amino acids)
Biological process (GO): protein desumoylation
Cellular component (GO): nucleus
Molecular function (GO): deSUMOylase activity
Source: RefSeq, a predicted model, not a curated record